AUGACUCGGACUACAAGAUCUGCGUCUGCGACACUCCACCCGACGUCCUUGCUCAGGCCCGCGUACACAUUCCUUUCAAACAUCCACUACUAUGGCGGCGCCAUUGCAGUGAUUGCACGCAAAAAGUUUACCCUUAAUGAUCUACUAAGGUCUGAUGCAACUCUUCGUCCUCCUGCUAGACAUCGCAGACCACCGAUAUCUGCCAUACCUCAGCAACCCUCUUUCCUUCUCCUCAGUAAAUUUCUUCGCUUCUCUCCUCGCACAAACACAUUACGACCUGGUCGGGAUCAACCUCGUGAUCCCUUAGAUGUCCCUGCUACAUUUGCCCUACCGUCCUCUCUCUCGGGGCGGGCCGUCCCUCGGCUUGAUCAUCAUCUUUCCUCCCUCGCUCCAAAACGCAGCUUCGGGCCACCAGUCGUUGAAGUCCUUCUUUUCCUGCACCGACUGCGUGACGGGCAACUUCCUCAAAAUAGCGCCUCCUAUAUGAUGCUGUUUGCGAUAAUCUUCGGAGUCAUCGCAGGUAUCAAAAUUAUGGCUGCACAACACAACCGCCCUUAUACAAUUAAGUGGAUCCCUUCCGGGAUUGCAUUCGCCAUUGGAUUUCUGAACACGCCUUCUUUUUCUUUGGCACGUUUGAUCGGCGGGAUCAUCGAAUAUAUGUAUCACAAGCGCGUUGCAAAAUCUGGAGGCGCAGAUAUCAGGUUAAUCGUGGUUGCAAGUGGCUUUGUGUUGGGCGACGGAGUUAUCAGCUGGGCGUGGCAAGUUGUUGGGGCUGUUCUGGGGGCGUCUGCGCUGGCUGCCCUGCAUAGGAUUCCGAUGUGGCGCGAAUGGGCGCACGGGCUGGCAGCCGCUUUUCUGUAG
Suillus subalutaceus is the source of this 861-nucleotide messenger RNA. RefSeq lists its product as uncharacterized. Gene Ontology annotation, cellular component: fungal-type vacuole membrane. The record is from RefSeq and is a predicted model, not a curated record. The coding region runs from base 1 to 861 and encodes 286 amino acids. Gene Ontology annotation, molecular function: oligopeptide transmembrane transporter activity. NCBI's taxonomy places the organism in Eukaryota, Fungi, Basidiomycota, Agaricomycetes, Boletales, Suillaceae. The transcript has 7 exons.